This is a messenger RNA of Drosophila hydei, 1408 nucleotides long. RefSeq names its product beta-2 adrenergic receptor (gene DopEcR). Lineage: Eukaryota; Metazoa; Arthropoda; Insecta; Diptera; Drosophilidae. Gene Ontology annotation, biological process: G protein-coupled receptor signaling pathway. Gene Ontology annotation, molecular function: G protein-coupled receptor activity; peptide binding. The transcript is spliced from 4 exons. The coding region runs from base 394 to 1362 and encodes 322 amino acids. The record is from RefSeq and is a predicted model, not a curated record. Gene Ontology annotation, cellular component: membrane.
UACCAAAAACAAAACCAAAAACUUUAACUAAAACCAAAAACUAAUAAGAACUUUAACAAAAUUAACUAAAACUAAGCAGCAGCAGAACUAAAAUAUUGUCUAUUAGUAGUUUUUAAUGGUAAAUUUUAAAUGCAACUUUUAAACGAGCUUCAGCGCAGACGAAUUGCAAAACAACCAACAUUCACCUUAACCUUAAACUUGGAAUAAACAAUCGACAAAAAAACACACACGAAAAAAAUUUGGACGACGACGCCGACGCCACCUGCGACUGCGACAGCGACAGCGACAGCGACCUUGUCGUGCAUUUGCAUUUAGCUAUUUGGGCUAUUGCACAAUAGAGGGCGCCACACGCUAACUGCUGGCCGUCAUGACAGGAAGUGAGUGGGCAGAAAAAUGCAGGAAAUGAGCUACCUGCAGGAUAAUUCCAAAUUGGAGGCACUCACCAAAGCCGUACUCAUCUCCAUACUGGGCGUGGCAAUUGUAUUAUCCAAUUUGCUAAUCAUUGCCACCUAUGCGAACUUCAAGGGUCCCACAGAGGUCAUCAACUACUAUCUGCUCUCAUUGGCUAUUGCGGAUCUGCUAUGCGGCCUACUCGUCGUGCCCUUCUCAGUCUAUCCCGCUCUAACGGGCGAAUGGAUGUAUGGAGAUAUCGUAUGCCGGUUCACCGGCUAUCUGGAGGUGACACUGUGGGCCGUAUCGGUCUACACGUUCAUGUGGAUCUCGGUGGACCGUUAUUUGGCUGUGCGCAAGCCGCUGCGCUACGAAACGGUGCAAACGAAGACCCGCUGCCAGUGCUGGAUGGUCUUCACGUGGAUAUCGGCAGCGCUGCUGUGCUGCCCGCCGAUACUCGGCUAUUCGCAGCCGAUAGUCAAUAACUUAUCGCACAUCUGCAUGCUCGACUGGGGCAACAUGGCAGCAUACAGCGCAACGCUGGCGAUAUUAGUAUUAGGGCCCAGCUUAAUAUCGAUAGUACACAACUAUGGCUACAUAUUUGUAAUGAUGCGUAAGAUACGAUCGGGCGAGCCGAUACAUGAUAAAGAAUAUGCAACAGCAUUGGCUGAAAAUUUAUCGAACCCUAGUCAUAUGAUGUCAUUCGCAUUAGUCUUUGCAUUCUGGAUGUCCUGGCUGCCAUGGAUAUUAUUGCGACUAUACGAGGUGGUCAUGGGCGAGGUUAUCCAAAAUACUCUUAUUAAUUUCGCUGUCGUCUGGAUUGGCAUAUUGAAUUCGUUUUGGAAAAUUUUGAUCAUGUGCAGCAUGUCGCCCCAAUUUCGCAUCGCACUGAGAGUAUUUUGUUUAACCAUUUGUUGUAAGACUAAGGGCAGAUUGCAAGCGGAGCUAAUCGGGUUGGACCCAGAUGACUAGAGCCGUUAAAUUUUCAAGUAUAAAUUGGUUGUAAAAUGCAUCUCUC